Molecule: messenger RNA, 855 nt
Organism: Didymodactylos carnosus
Lineage: Eukaryota; Metazoa; Rotifera; Eurotatoria; Philodinida; Philodinidae
Source: the annotation of a GenBank genome assembly
AUGAUUGACGCGGGCUUUUUUAAUUGUAAUGUGGGUGAUCGAGUCAUUUGCAUUUACUGCAAUGUGAUCUUGCAGCAGUGGACAACUAAUGAUGGUGAACCAAGCGAAAUUCAUAAAAUAUUAUCUCCAAAUUGUCCUUUUGCUAAAUCAAUUUUAACUACUAAUACUUCAUCAAAUAAUAUUCGAAUUUUAAAUGAAACAAGUCAGCAAUCGUCACUAUCACCUUCAACUCUUACCGCCACUGAUUUUUCAAAAACCAACUUUAUCCGUUCAAACGAAAUUGUUCUUACAGCAGCAUGUAAUUUAGGUUAUAUAGAAGUAACGAAACGACAUGCAUCAUUCAACACAUGGCCUCAAGAACCAUUACCAUCCGUGGAGAGUUUGGUUAAAUCAGGAUUUUUCUAUACAGGGACAAAAACGAUUGUGACAUGCUUUUAUUGCAAUGGUUCUUUACAAAACUGGGGUCCAAAUGAUAAUCCUAUGAUCGAACAUGCUCGAUGGUUUCCACAUUGUGCCUAUGCUCGUCAGUUGUGUGGUGAUGAUUUGUAUCAAAAAAUUCAAGCAUCAAAACGAGCUGCUCAAGAACGAACAAGAACAAAUGAACAGCAAACACCUUCUUCAUCAAAUAUUAAUGAAAACUCAAACAACGGUAUUAACAAUUCAACAAAAAAUGGAACUAACGCAAAUAGUCGACAAUUACAAAUACCCGAUGAGAGCACACUAUCAAGAUUAGUCGCUGCUCGUUUAGAUCUACCUAUUUCACAACAUUUAUUAAACAAGAAUAUAAAAUUAUCAAUUAUCAAACGUUGCUAUGAAGAUCAACUACGUUUGAAACGUCAGUGUAAAGCAAACUGA